UGCCACUGAUGAGAGCCCAACAGGAAGUGUGACCUCAUCUUGCCUCUCAGUCUCUGGUUACGCAGGCUGUUUUUGAAAGAAAACAAGAACGGUUAUAAAGCUGACUUUCUCGAGAACGACAUGCCCUUUUAUUCUAAGAAACAGCCAAAAGAACAAGAGGCCACUGAAGACCAAACUUCCCUGCAAACUCCUGCACACAGUGGCGUGUGCAGGCAUCUGUUACUAGGAGGGAAUGAGAUUUCCCUUUAUUACGAGACGUCUCUGCACCUGUUGACACUCUGACAUUAUUUUCAGCUGAAGGACCGCUAAGUCCAGGAUCUCUCCACUGUCAACCAGAGGAAGCUUCGUACUUCAGUGAUUCUUCUAUUUAUCAAUAGGAAAAAGCAACUGGGAACUCCCUUUGGAAGGAGCAUAAAAUCUGUGAAGUUUGAACAAGCAGCCUUCCCAAGAUGUACCGAAUAUCUCAACUGAUGUCAACACCAGUAGCAAGUAAAUGUUCUUCUGGCUCUGAGGGAGGAUAUACUGGAAAGCCGUCUCCCACAUGUGUUUUCCCAAGUUUUGCCUGUGAUUUCCUGGAUGGUGACACUUCCUUCAAAUGCUGCUCCAUAGAUCUGACGGGCUCCUACUCUGCCUGUCGCCGGAGUCCCAGACUCCUCUCCAAUGGCUACUACACUUGGACAGCAGACAGUUUCCUCUGUGACAAAGAUGGCAACAUAACUCUGAGUCCACCCCAGACCAGUGUUCUUUACAAGGAGAAUUUAGUUAGAAUAUUUAGAAAGAAAAGGAGAAUCCGCCGUUCCUUUUCUAAUCUCUUCAGCCUCAGUGCCUCUAAAUCCUGGCUGCAUGGAAACAUCUUUGGUGAUGUUGACUCUCCCCUAAGUGAGGACACCUGGUUGGAGGGGGUCAGGAGGCUGGAUGCACACCAUUGCAGUGAGAUCGGAGUUAAGGCACAUGAGGACAGAGACAUCAUCUUCACCAUUGUAUCCCAGCAGCUAGAAGAGGAUCCUGACUGGCCGCUGACUGAUGCCUGGGAGUCGGAGGGGACGACAGCAGCCUCCACCUGCGGCCCUGCCAUGUCCCAGACUCCCCGACAAAACACCCACAACGGGGCUCUCCAGACUCAUGGGAUGGCUUCGGAACAUCUCCCAGGGAACAUUUUGGAUCAUGCAAAAACCAGUUUGUGGCGAGAGGUCUCCUUUCAAGCAAUUCUGCUGGCUGUGUGCUUCAUCGUCUGUGCAUGUGCAAGAUGGUUUCUGGGAGGAAUAUCAGUCAGUGUCUUCACAUGCUCAUUAAUGAUAACUAUUGCCUAUACUGUCAAGUCAUUAUUUCUCGGCCUUGCCAGCUAUGUCAAAACCACCACUUGUGCUCAGUUUGCCAAAAUUUGACAACCAUUUAGGACUGUCUCUGAUGAAUGCCUUCAAUCUGAAUAUCCAGAAAUUGUCUGAUUUGCAGUCUGCUUGGAAUCAACCACAUUAUUGGAAGGCAGUGAGCAACUGGAUAAUCAAAAAAACAUUUUAAUUUGGUUAUGUGUUUUUAAAAAGAAAUCUCAUUUUUGCCCUCAUUCUUGUAAUAUGCUCGGGAAAAUAAUAUUAAUUUGUCUUUUCUAUGCAAACCCUUAGCAGUUGAAAGGGAACAGACCAGGAAAUGUGAUAGAGAAGGAACCACCUGGGUAGAUGUUCCCCUUUUAUCCCCUGAGGCACGAUUUUCAAUUGUUAAUUUUCAUUUAGAGAAUUCUAUGAGGUGCUUGUAACAGUGCAGAUUCCUGGACCUGCCUGCAAACACCUAUCCCUUUACUGAAAUGCUUUAAUUGAAUAAUGUAAGCAAGUCUCUAUAGUCAAUAACCAACUUGAAAGUAAAUAAAUUGUAGUUUGCACAUAAAAUACAAUAUAGAAAAAAAAUUCAUCCCCCCCCCCCCGCCCAUUCCUGCCCCUAGGAGUGGCUUGAUGGGAGUUGGUGUCAGCAGAUGCCAGUUAAUGGAAAAUGGGCAGGAGAGAGCCUUUCUUUGGGAAUGCACAUUCUUCUUUUGAAUCAUUUUCCUUACAGUUUUCAGCCUUCUUGGGACUCAUGAUUACCUUUCAUUCAUGUGCAAUUAAAAUAAAGAUAUAAGAGAAAAAAAUCUUUAAGGGCCAAAUAAGUAAGGCAAAAUACCAGAGUGCCUUGAAAUGCAUAAAAACGGUGCAGUUGCCCAGCCAACUGGAGGGUCAUAGAAGAAACUGUCAUUGCUUUUGCUUGGAGUAUGUUCUUGAGGCAAACAUGGCCUGCAACUCAAAGUUGUUCUCUGAUAUUCUCUGGCUAGACACCUGUGUGGAGAAGAUUGUCUUUGCUAAAAUGGUAAUAUCAGGAUACUACUCUUUAUAUGAUUUGUAUUUAGUGAAUUUGAUUUGAAAAGAGUACUCUACUAGUAAGUAAAUGAGGUCAUCAGCAAAUUAUAUAUAUGUAUCUGUCAUCUAUCUAUCUAUCUAUCUAUCUAUCUAUCUAUCUAUCUAUCUAUCUAUCUAUCUAUCUAUCUCUAUCUCCAUAAGAGUGGUCAUGGCAGAGAGCAAUUGGACACUGUAUUAGUUUGCUAUAGCUGCUGUAACAAAUUACCACAAACUGAUGGCUUAAAAUGACACAAAUUUAUUGUUUUACAUCUCAGGAGUCUAUAAUCAAGGUGUUGGCAGUGCUGUUUUCCUUCUGGGGGCUUCAGGGAAGAAUCUGUUUCCUUGCCAGUUUCAGCUUCUGCUGGCAAAGUGACUCCUUCCUCUUGCUUCAAGGCACACAACUCGCUUCAAGCAUCACCUUCUCCUCUUCUGCAAGGAAAUAUCCCUUCACCUCUCUCUCAAAGAACACAUGUGUUCAUCUCUAAUUAUGACUUCCCUCGGAACAUCAACAAAUAUAUGCGUAGAGUAGGGCAAACGGGAAGAGCAGGGAGGACUGGAGUGUCUGUUACCCUUAUCACUAGAAAUGACUGGAGGAUUACUGGUGCAUUAAUUAAGAUUCUGGAAAGAGCACAUUGGAGUAUCCCAGAGGAUCAUGUGGCAAUGGCCGGGAGAUAGAAGCAAAUAAACUGCAAAAAGAAAUGAAAAAAAGUUGGGAGAGACCCAAGAAAUCAUAUCGUUAAUGUCUAUGUUGAAAGUGAUAACAGCCUACUUACAGGAGAUUUCAAGAUUUUUUAGAGAUAUAUUAUUUAGGAUAUGUGAUCAUAUCACAUAUGACUGAUUUUUAAAAUAAUAGUGAUUAAAAAUGUAGAAUUCAGUAUUUUAUAGUUUCUUUAAUAAAAUCAAGUUUUUUUUAAAUAAAGGA
Molecule: messenger RNA, 3282 nt
Organism: Canis lupus familiaris (dog)
Lineage: Eukaryota; Metazoa; Chordata; Mammalia; Carnivora; Canidae
Gene: TMEM71
Product: transmembrane protein 71
Exons: 11
Coding region: 450-1385 (311 amino acids)
Source: RefSeq, a predicted model, not a curated record